CCAUCCACAACAAUGUGAAAAUCCAAGAUGGCGGCGUCUUUUACCGGUCUGAGUGAAGUAAUUUCCAAUUUAUGGUGAAUUGCAACUGUCAGACUUUUGCUAAACACGAUGAGAGCGCGAUUUAGAGCGUGGAGAUGUUUUGGAAACGUAAUACUUACAAUUCAAAAGAGAUCAGCCCACAACACAGCCAGAAAAGUAGCAAUUGUGGGAUCGGGAAACUGGGGUACAACUAUAGCAAGAGUGAUAGGUAGUAACGUUGCAAGAAAACCUGACAUGUUUCACAGAGAGGUACAAAUGUACGUGUUCGACUCGGUGCUGGAUGACGGUCGAAGAUUGACAGAUGUGAUCAACACCGAUCAUGUCAACGUGAAGAACCUUCCCGGACAUGUUAUACCUCCAAAUGUGGUAGCAAAUCCAGAUUUACAAGACUCAGUUAAAGAUGCAGAUAUUUUGGUGUUUAACCUUCCGCCAAUGUUUCUAGAGGAAACUUGUGCACAGAUAAAAGGGAAAAUUAAAGAAAAUGUCUUGGCUAUUUCCAUGAUUAAGGGUCUUGAUCAUAGUAAAAAGGGACUACACCUUAUUUCUUCACAAAUCAAAGAAAUAUUGGAAAUCCCUGAUAUCAGUGUGAUGAUGGGAGCCAACAUUGCUGAAGAAGUGGCCAAUGAAAUGUUUUCAGAGUCUACCAUAGGAUCAAAAUCCUUCGAAAGUGGCAGGAUUUUCAAAGAACUACUCAGCAAACCCUACUUCAAGAUUAAUGUUGUGAAAGAUGUAGAAGCAGUGGAAUUUUGUGGUGCUUUUAAGAACUGUAUCGCAUUGGGUGCUGGAAUUAUCGAUGGACUUGGAUAUCAGAACAAUACCAAAGCUGCAGUAAUAAGAAUUGGUCUUGAAGAAGCCUACGAAUUUUCGCGCGUCUUUCUUCCAGGAUCCAAGAUGGCCACGUUCUUCGAGUCGUGUGGUAUCGCUGACUUUAUCGUCACGUGUUACGGCGGAAAGCAUCGGUUGGUGGGGGAAGCGUUCGUAAAAACCGGAAAGAAUUAAAUGAUUUGGAAGCGGUAGUCCCUGAACUUCGCCACCGUAAGCUUCCAGGCCCUGACACACUUGAGGCUGUUUAUGAACUGAUCGAAGCAAAAAAUCUGGAAAAUAAGUUUCCACUGAUCACCUCUUUAUAUCGCGUAUUCUUCAAAGAAGGUUCAGCRAAUGAUAUCAUCACCGUUUUACAGAGUCAYGAAGAAUUCCCAGAAAUAAUGAAAUAACACCGCAAAAUCGUAUUAAAUAAAUACAAGAUGGCGGUCGUGUUGGCAUACUCUACUGUAUCGCGUUGUUUAUCAAAUACAAAACAGCUAUCUUUGAUAUUCGCUGAAACUGUAGAAAGACUUUGAAAAGAUCUUCAUGAUGUUGUUUUGAACAUCUAGAGAAUUUUUUCACCAGCAUAUAGACUUCAGUUCUUAUGCAUCCUUCAAUUCAGAAAAAGAGAUAAAAAGAUGUCAAGUGUCAUAUAGUUUAAGACAAUUGAUAUUUAUGCCUUGUUUUUUCUUUCAACUAUACCGAAUCAAUUCGUACACACAUCGACUUCAUAUCUGAUGUUGACCAAAUGUGCACUGUGGCCUAAAAAGGCGCCAGAGUGGAGAUCAGUGUUUCUCCAGAGACAAAAUGUUAUGAAAAAUACAUAGUAUUUUUAGGGUAUAGUUUUAUUAAACGUGUGUCGAUGUUGAAGAAAAUAUAUAAUCAAAUUGACCAAACUUGUAAGAGUGUUCAAUUUUUUAUACAUAACAGAAUGUCAUCAAAUAGUGGUAGUCAGUUAAUUGAAAAUUCCAGUAAACUGGAAUCAGCGAAAAAACA
Messenger RNA from Exaiptasia diaphana, 1839 nucleotides. RefSeq names its product glycerol-3-phosphate dehydrogenase 1-like protein. Gene Ontology annotation, molecular function: protein homodimerization activity; glycerol-3-phosphate dehydrogenase [NAD(P)+] activity; NAD binding. The record is from RefSeq and is a predicted model, not a curated record. Gene Ontology annotation, biological process: carbohydrate metabolic process; glycerol-3-phosphate catabolic process. Gene Ontology annotation, cellular component: cytosol; glycerol-3-phosphate dehydrogenase (FAD) complex. Lineage: Eukaryota; Metazoa; Cnidaria; Anthozoa; Actiniaria; Aiptasiidae.